UAAACCACCAUAUAAACGCUAUUUUGAUACAGAUCUGAAUGGUUGAGCCCCCAGGGAUCCGUCUCCCUUCGAUCCCAUCACAUGAUCCCUGUAUUUUGAGUUCCGGGAGUUGCAGGAGAUUGCCUAGCAACCAACCAUGUAAACAAACGUUAGAGACGCACGCGGCUGUAUUUCUGUACGUUGUUCGGGUUCAUUCUGCUGCCGGAGAUUUCCCUUUCAUUAAGUUGUAUUCGUAUGUUUCAUUCAACCAACUGCAAUGUCCAAGGGACCGCCUAAGAAAAGAGAGUCUUCGAGCCGACUGACAUCAUCACAAGGCCAGGCAUCAACUAAGGAAGCGGGAUCCCUGGUAGGCAGCGUCUCUGAUGGCCUAGGAGAGCUCAGGAGGUGUAGGUGUCUUGUCUGGCCGGAGUGGAGCGAGGCAGAAGUCAACGGGGAGAAAUGGGAUGGAGCCAAAGGUCCCAAAGAUGGAAAACUGGGCAAGAGUCCAAGUGUGGCUACAAUGUUCUAUGAAGAGCCUGAAGGCAAAGUUAGCCUGCCUUCAUCUUUAAAAGUACACUCAUGGAAACGCCCUUCAGAGUUCAUUGUCAACAAGACUCCUACAGUUGUUGAGACUGUUGCAGCAUUUGACCUGAUCCCAGCCAACGGUCAUCUGAUUGGCAGUGAGAUGAUGAGGUGGAUCAUCAGUGAGAUCGGCAUCGUGUGGAAGCUGUGGUGCCAUGGUGGUGUUGAUGGCGCUGCAGACCAGAGGUGGAGGCCCUGGGAGCACAUCUACUCUCUGUGCAAAGUGGCCAGCGGUCACACGCCACUCUACAACGCUUAUGGGAAAUACGUGGUCAAACUCUUCUGGAUGGGCUGCUGGAGGAAGAUGACAGUGGACGACACCAUGCCGUUCGAUGAGGAGGACAACAUGCUCCUCCCUGCCUCUGCCACCGAAGGGGAGCUAUGGCCCAUGCUAUUGGCCAAGGCCCUAAUCAAGCUGGCUAACACAGAUGCUAUGUCCGAGCAGAGGAAGGAGAUGGGCGAGUUCACCUUCAUUCAUGCCCUCACCGGCUGCAUUCCAGAGAUAAUACCCAUCAAAUCUAGGAAUCUGGGGAAUAUUUGGGAAUACCUGACAGAAAACAUUCCCAAAUUCACCUUCGCCAAGGCCAGCUGUGCACAGGAAAAACCCGAGGCUGUGGAGUCUGCCGUAGGAAGGGUCUCCCGCAUGAGCGACACCAAGACCGUGUCGCCCCUCCCAGUCAGGAACACUGAAAGAGAUUCGGCUAAGAAAAAAGGGAAGGAGGAAGGGAAAGACCAGAAGACCACUCUGCCCACUACAGAUAGUGCUGAAACCCCCUCUGCUUCAGAGCUUGUGGUGUGUGCCAGCUUCCGUCCAAUCCAGCUCCUGGAUGAGAUGAAGUCUACAGUGCGAGAUGAAAUGGUGGAUUCGUCCGAGUGUCUGCGGCAGUACGGGCUGUACCGGCUCCACAGCCACAUGGUCCUGCUGACCCGGUCACGGGAGGGCCCGCUGGAGCCCCCGCCCGAGCCCACCCCGGUCCCCCGCUGGAAGCUGGUGCGGCCCCGCGUGAAAGACCACUCCCUGGCCACGGACGAACCCAGAGUGCCCCCCGUGCCGAAGCUGGACCGCUUUGUGGAGGUCUUCAGCCCCCUCGCUUCCUACCAGCCCAGCGGCAGCAGCGGCCGGCCCCACCCACCGCAGGACGGCAGGCAGAGUAACCCCAGAGGGUUCUCCACCUGCAACUCGGCCCUGUCAUCCUUCACUGAGGCUGGGGAGCAGGAGAUCCAGCAGGAGAGCUCUGAUCCCAGAUCAGCUGAAUCACCCAGCAACCCUGCUAACAACCAGGUUACUGCAGAGGACGGCAAGAAGGACGGCGUCGCCACGACCAAUGAGCAGCACGGGGCCGAGACAACGGGGGGGCCACAGGUAGAGCGACCCACUGCGAGGCCCACCCCGCUGCUGGCUGAAGCCCUCUCUGCUCCUCCUCACGUACCACCGCAACAGGAUCCGUGGGUGGACAUGGACCACUUUACUAAAUGCUUCCAGACGCUGCUGGUGUUCCAUAAGCCACACUCCUACCCCUACCAGCGUCACCAGUCCCAAUUUAAGGAUGACAUCUUGCCCUCCAGCCCCUCCAAGAGCGGGUCCAACGGAACGUCCAGCCACUCUUCUGUUGGACAGCUUAGUCAUCAGGGUCCAGUAAAAAGGGGCUUUCACUACCUGUACGUGGACAGCCUGCAACCUUCCAAGAUCCUCCUCAGCUUUUCUGCUCUGCUGAACUGGGGAGAGACAACAGAAGAGAAGAGGGAGGUGUCUGUGGGUUCCAGGGCGGGGGUCCUCCAGGUCCAGCCCCACUCCUGGAGGACCCUGGAGUCGCAGUCCCCCCUCCUAAUCAUCAGGACCACUUCCUGCCGGGCUGCCGUGCUCUCACUGCCCCCCGGACGCCACACGCUAGGCGUCCACGUCAGGGCAGCGUUGGGCUACCACGUCCACCUGUACAGCUUGGCUCCCUUUGUGUUCGGGGAUGAGGAGGCCGUCUUGCCCCACCUAGCGCAGGAGAGUGUGCGUUUCAGAGAGCAGGCCGCGUCCAUGCUAAGGGCUCUGGCCAGCCUGGUGCUGGGCUUCAGCCGGGAGCAGACGGCACUCAGGACGGCCCUGGAGGAGGCCUGCUGUCCACAGACCUGCUGCUCCGGCCUGGAGGGAAGGACGCACCGGCAGGUGUUCAACAGUGCAGUGUACACCAUGCUGUCUCAGGCCCUGGGCAGGAAGCUGACGCCAGAGGAAGGCUUUGCCGUGCAGGCGCUCACAGCCGACCCCCUGCUCUUCAGCGCCGACAUCACUAAGCACUCAACGGCAUCGGAGGCGGUAGCUGGACCCCCAGAGGGCUGGCAGGACAGACAGCCCACAGACAGGGAGACCCACGCGGUCACCAUCCUCCAAGCAGGCUUCAAAGGAGUGUUGACGAGGGGGGUCCUUAAAGCCUCCAAACCAGGAACCAAAGAGAAUCUCACUGCGUCCAAGACUCUAGCAGACAUGUGGCCUAGCGUUGAAUCUGACCCAGAGAAGCAUUCCUCCAUCUUGCUGUGUUCCAUCCUGGCUCACCCGGCAACGAUAGCAGGGCUCUACCCCUGCCAGCAGGACGAGAGUAGCAGGAUGGCCUUCUCUGACUACACUUUGCCAUUAGUGCAAGAGACGCUCAGCUCAUGGUUGCUGGUGUUCAGAGAGGUGCUCCUGGUGCCCAGAGACAUGCUGCUGUCAGCCAAGGUGUUCUCUCCUGUCCCCUGCUGUCAGCUCCAUGUCAUCAACAACGAUACCCUGGAGGAGCUGCCGCAGGCUCUGGGGAGGCUAGUCCCCUGUGUGUACCGGCCCAACAAGCUCGGCUAUACCUUUCUAGUCGAGGCUUACACCCCUCAGUCCCCACCCCUGGGCGCCAAGGUGACGCUACGCCUGAUUGGCUCCAGAGAGCCCCUCCCGGAGCUGGCUGGAGGCGCUCCGCCGUGCAGCUUCUCUGUGAAGGAAUUCAGGGAUUACUACAUUCCCAACGACAAACAUACCGUAUGCCGGUACUCCGUCAGGGUGAAGGCGGACAUCGUGGCCACGGUCCACUUUCGCUCCUCCAAUCCCGACGUCCUGAUCCGCCUGUCCGUCCUGGACCACGAGAAGGAGGUCGCCGGCGCCAGCGGCAAGGGUCACUCCCUCAUCCCCAUCUUCCACUUCCUGUCCGAUCAAGCAGCCACGGCCCCCCGUUCCCCGAGCACCGCCGUGGAUCAAAACAAGGAGGAGGAGGAGGAUGGGUCCGCAGGCCUGAAGGAGGAGAAGAGGAGCGAGGAGCCUGACUCUACCCAGGGAGGAGAGCCCCGAGCGGACCCCUGUCGGACUCCCUCGGAGACGACGGUAGCACCAGACGCCCAUAAAUACACGGUGCAAGUGGAAGUGCUUUAUAAGAGCUGGACCCUGGAUGACUCCCAGCUGGCCUUCGUCCAGACGCUCAGGAACCUGGAGAACGAAGCAGCAGAAGUAGAAGGCGAAGCCAUCCGCUCCAGCAGCACAGAGACGGCAAGCAGCGAUGGGAGCAAACAGGCCGUGCCCAAGGCCCACCACAAGGGGAAGGGGGACAAGGAGAAGCUGGGGACCGGGUCCAAACCGGUCUCCAAACAGGACUCGAGCCUGGACCUGAGCAAGCCCACCUGGAGACUGUGUGUGGUGUGCGACCAGAGCAAGGCAGAGAGCCUGGAGAUGAGGAAGGACACGGAGAGACUGAACAAGAUCAGGGCCAUUAGACAUGCCUGGGAGACCGCCGAGCCGGGGCGGCGUGCCAAGGCCCUGCAAUCUCGUCUGAAGUAUCUCAACCACAUCCAGAAGGCCACGCCUUCCCCUGGAGGUCAUGAAGACAACCUUACUGAUGACACAAAGAACACAGAGCCUGCCUCUCUGCCUUCUCCCGACCCUGCUCCCGGUCUAACCAAUCAGGAGCUGCCUUCCCUCCGAUCUGAUCCAGCCAGCCUACUUGCAGCCCUGGACUACUCUCACUAUAUCAGGUGUCGCAGGGCCCAGCCGGUGCUGAGAGACGCCGAGGUGGAGGUGCUCCAGCGGCGGGAGCGCUCGGAGCAGAUCCAGGGCUACCGGCUGCUGCGGGACACGGUGCUGGAGCACCGCCGGCGGGAGGCGCAGAGCAGGACCGCCCUGAUCCAGGGGCAGCUGGAGAUGUACGACGGCAUGCAGGUCACCCUGCGCGACCAGCGGCAGAAGACCCAGGCAGCCCUCCAGGCGGUCAACGCCCGUCUGAUGGAGGCCGAGCUGGGGGACAAGGGAGAGGAGGGGGGCCUGGAGGAGCAGGCGGGAGCGGCUGCGUCCGUCUCGGCCGCCACACAGCCCGCCAAGCCCAACAGUGCCGGCAAGAAGUGAAUGUGGGUCUGACGGCCACCGACCGUAGUGUAGGCUCUUCAGUUAAGCUAGUCCCCCCUGCAGUAUGGCCGUAGAAGCUUUGCGUUACAUUAGAAUGAGAUUUAUGACAAAAAGGGUGCUGGUGCCUAGCAAGAAAAAUGUUUUUUUUAGUGUUAGCCUUUUCAGCAAAACAUUCACUAUUGUUAUAGCUUCACAUAUUACUAGUUUGAACAUUCGAGAUGAGUUAUGACAGCCUGAUUUAUAUUUCCUGAUCCACGUCGUUACCUUAGAAAUGGUUACUAUUUAAGUAUGGCUAUAUAUUAGUAAGCUUUGAAUUCAGUCGUACAGAAGCGUUAUCUCACUGUUAUCUCACUGUUAUCUCAAUGUGAAAUGUUUCUUUUUGGCCUUUUGGGAUUCGGCUCCUCUCCUGUUCUCCUUCUCCUGGCUGAUGGACCGAUCAGUCAAACACAUGGAGAAAACAUGGGCCAUUCUCGCUAAUGGACCUCCCCCUCCCCGUCAUUAAAGUCCAU
Messenger RNA from Gadus chalcogrammus (walleye pollock), 5412 nucleotides. It is a transcript of the gene adgb, whose product is annotated as androglobin. Gene Ontology annotation, molecular function: calcium-dependent cysteine-type endopeptidase activity; protein binding. The record is from RefSeq and is a predicted model, not a curated record. Gene Ontology annotation, biological process: proteolysis. Lineage: Eukaryota; Metazoa; Chordata; Actinopteri; Gadiformes; Gadidae.